UCUUCAAAAGAAGCAAAUUUCGCGCACAUUGAAGCUUCCUUAAUCAACGAACACUAGCAAAAUCACAAAAUGACUGUUGCUACGACGUAAACCGUACUAGACAGUCACAAGAUCGAUUGCAAACACCGAGUGUCACGGAGUGUAGUCUGAAAUUUUGUACAAUCCUAAAUUCACUUCCCAUGAUACCAUCACCAUCAGCACGCACAUAUUUGCCUCAUUCAGUGAAAAAUAUUUUGAAGUCCAUAUAAGGACUGGAUUAUCUUUGAAUUAUUUUCAAAAAUCCCUUGAGGCCAUGAAAUGUAAAUGAACUUUGAAGCCAACUACAUAGUUCUCACACUCCCGGAAAAUGAUUAAUUAAAAUAUCUGUCAGUCCAGACUGUAUCAUAGGUGCAGUGCUUGACGGCCUCUUCAUGGUCGAUAUUCCUGUUCACAGCUGAUUUAAAUCCACAUGCCUAGCAUUUGAUGAAAUUCGUCUGCACUGGGAGAGACCGGGAUGACACUAAGUCCGGACACAGUGGGCACUACCAUUUUCGUCAAAGGACCGCUCGGUGCCGACUUGCAGUUUGUUAACAACACUGAAUUCGGUUAUACCUGCGGACAGUGUGUGCGCUUUUUGUCCACAUCAGAUCUGCAUCCUCGACAGAAGCCUAAGGAUAAAUUAUUUCAUAUACCGUUUCGAGAGUAUGGCUUUCUCAGGACUGUUCCGGGGAAGGCCUUUUUCUCGCUCACGGCACUUCAGCGUAAUCCAUUGGUUUUCAUAUAUAAAUAUCCGGAAUUCAUUGAAGUGUCCCGGAUAGACGAUAAUACCGUUGGUGAACUUCUGGAUGUUGCCUUUACGUACACCAAACUUUUGCUGAUACUCACUGGACAACCAGAAUGCCAGAUAACGAUCUGGAACUGGGACACUCAGGUAUUCGUCUCCAAGUAUAUACAGCGCGAUCUGUACAGCCCAAACCUGCAUCUUUCGUGUUCGCCUUGCAACUGGCGGGAUUUCUGUAUAACAAGCGAUUCAUCCAUCAGAAUUUUCACAAUCGAUCACGGCUUGCCGGAAGAGGACAAAGGUGCUCCAGUGACCUGCGAACGACCGUUUAUAAUCCCGUACGAUGAUUCCUCUCAAGCACGCCAAAUUGGUGACCUUUUCCAAAGCGUCCAUUCAUCCAAUCCAGCGGACUUUCUGGGCCUGGCAGCGAUAGCGCAGGUGCCUCCUAAUGUGUCUGAAAGCUUUAUUGAUGAAGUCUUGGGACGGAAAAGAUUCACUCCGACAUGUCAUUCUUGGCACGUAGAUGGCGCACUGUAUAUUGGUACUCUAGAGGGAAAACUAUUGUACUUCAACCUGCACCACGGCGUUGCCCAUCCAAAUGUGUUAAGUUACACGCAGGACUACGGUGCACCAGUAAAACAGAUUCUGUCGUUCAAAGAGGGAACUGUGGUGCUUAGCGGAAAUGGCGACGUUGACGUGCUUAAGCAGCAUUCUCCGACCGAUGUCAGCCAUAAUCCCAUUAUUCGACUAGAAGAAAAUUUCACACAAAUCUGGAGCAGUCCGUCGCGUGCGCAGUGGCUGGGAAUAACAAUAAACUUCGAUCUGAUGAUGUUUCAUCCAUCCGGCACGUUGGACAAACAUCUACUUAGUCGGGAUGAAAUCGCUCCUUACACGUACCUGGAAAAAUUCCAUGAUGGCUGUUUUUUAUCAAUACAAGAACCCGGCGUUUUGAAAAUUUGGAACAAUGACAACGAAGCGUUACUGAGCCUUCAGUUAUCCGUUCAAGUAACGGUCGCCGCCAUCUGUCCAGCCUAUCGUUGUAUCUGCCUCGGCACAGAUGUUGGCUAUCUGUACUUUGUGGACUGUUUGAAAUCCGCGCAAAGCGAAUUCCCCCGGAUGGUUCAUAAAAUGCGAUUGUUUUCAGCUGCCGUAGUGAAACUGUUGUACAAUUCUACAGGAAAAAUUAUUUUCGCUGUUGGAGAAAAUGAUCCAAUGGCGCUAACGAUCCUCUCUGGUUUACCAUCUCGAAAAUGGAAUGUUAUGGGAAUCGUUAAAAUGUCCAUGGCGGUGGAUGGUGUGCAUUCAGUUUAUUCUAACGAUGGCUCCUUUGUGCUAGUAACGUUGACCGAUAAGCCGAAAAAAGGAGCAACAGAUGUGGUAACGUUUCAGUUGACCAAUGCCUUGUUACAACAACCGGAUGAUUAUUUGGCCAGCCCCCUGCAUGAUUUCGAUGACACCAAAUUGAAUCUUCGCAGACUGAAGCUGAAAGUGCCUGUGGUAGCUAUAGAGCUUGAAAGCCCAACGUCCGCAUUUCUAGUGACAUCUACAAAGCAUUUAGCACACGCUUCUACUACUGACUGGAUGAAGGCCCCUGAUUUAAUCAAACUAACCGAAUCUUUGCCGUUUCCUAUAUGUCACCUAAAAUUGUUUCCUGGUGCAAAAUACGUCCUGACCUGUAACAAACAAGGAACCACGGAAAUCCGAUUAACCGACGAGAAUUUUACACUCCAGGUGUUCGACACUCUGCUUACCGGCACUCCGAGAUUGGUGAUCAUAAAACAACGGGGUUUAAGAAAUCGCGUGUUCAUGUUAACGGCUGAAGGGAGGCUGGUUUGUCGUUCACUGCCUGUGGUCAAUGAACUGGUGACCGAUGUCUGGGUUAAGCAAACCGAUGAAAUUCGCAUAGAACUGGAAGCUUUAAGUGGACUUUCCGUUCUUGAUAGGGACUUCCUUCUGCCAUUAAGUUCUCCCGUUCCAGUCUUUUCAAGCGUUUCGGAAGCAGAAGAGGAGCCAUGGCUUGAGAUUAAAACACGCUUACAUUUGGAAGACAAAGCUGUGAAAGAUUCACUCCACGCUGAAGGUCUGAAGGAACAAUACGCAAAGCUGAAGAAGAAACUGUUAGACCUAUAUACCAAAAACACGUGGAAAAUUGGAUUGGAACGGUUGGCCGAAGUAUCUUUUGAGUUGCUAGAUCCUGGUUGGAUAACUUCAAAAAAAAGACAAGAAAGCGAGAUAAUAGAUGCUAAAGUUCGUGCAGCACUGGAGAUAAUCGAGCAGGAGCUUUAUAAAGAGCGCCUCUUAGCACGCUAUUGGAACCCCUUAGACACCAAGCUGCGUGGUCUACAUGGAUUACUGAGUGACCGCACCAUUAAAAAUUUUCCCAUUCGCCAACGCGCACCGAACGUGAAGGUAAUGGAAGAAAGGGUACGAUCGCACCGCUAUUUGUGUCGAUAUCUUGACCACUUUCGUGGUACAAACGCGAAUGAAGACAACAGAGAAUCAAUGAAAAAUAUGGACGAGAACGCAGUGUUUGUAAGCGGCCACGACUAUGUCAAGCAGACCAUACAAUUGUUAUGCAAAGGUGACGAGUCGCAGGCAGAAUUAUUUAGCUUAUUGUACGACGAUGACACGAUCACAUCCAGAUUCCAAAGGAUCGAACAGCUGCUAUUGCUGCGCUCGAGCGGAAUACUGAUCAAAGAAGCUUUUAACCGGCGUUUUGAUACACUUCUGAACGACAAAGUCCAGCUCUUGUCGGCAUUGCACCACAACUACGAGUUAAUUCAGAAGGCCGUUGCAAAAGAAGCCAGUGAAAUGCACCAUCCUAACAUGCCAAAAGUUGAAUUUGCACUAGCCAGCGACGAGAAUCCCGGGCAUGAAUUGUACCAAGUAACCGACGAGCAGAUUCUAGAACGUAUGAAGCGGACCCAAAUUUCUUUACCGUUCUUUCUGGACGUUAAUGAUUUAAACUAUCCGCUAAUUAUGCAAUCCCGUCAAAAUGCAGCAGCCAACGCAGCACGCACUCGAGCCAAAGCCAACGCAGUAAAUCUUGGAAAAUCUCUUUCGGCUCUGCGUAUCGCUUCCCAUCAGCCGAAGAUCACUAUGCCAGUAGAAGAAAUUCUGAUUAAUCCUGAUGAAUUAGCGCGGUCCUGUGAUAAAAUGAUUACAACUUUCGAACAAGACUUGGAAAAUUUGCAAGGGUUAAAAGAACGGGCAGUAUUUGCAGCUAGCUUACUUGACCUCCGAGCUAUGUAUAUUAGACAGCGCCUUCUUCAUUUGGAACAAGUUAAAGCCUGGACCGCCGACAUACAACACCGCUGGGAAACCACCACCAAACUUGCUGACUACAUUAAAGCGAACGGCAGCCGAUCUCACAAAAUGAUGCAGAUAAUUCGUCAACAAUACGAAGACUGUGCUCGCAAAGAUGCGGCACUGGACUUUUCUAUCAAGCGAGAGCUACAUGACCUUUCCGAUCUGGAUGGAAAACGGCUGGUGUCCAUGUAUCGUAAGCGACCACACCUCUUUCGCGGAUUAAAACAGGCGACAUAUUUUGAAGGACAGAUGUGUCGCCCCCGUACUGCUGAGCUAAAAGAAAAGGUCACAGAAGAAUUCUACCAUAGUUUACGGAUGAUUGAAGAUCCCGAGCAAAGACCAGAGGAUAUUGAUUACAGAAUUUGGCAUAGAUACUGUGAACAUCGUCGCAAAAAGAUGGAAUCGGAAAUGGAAUUCUGGUUGAAGCAUAUGGAGCUAGAACUGUAUCAGGGCUUGCAUUACGAUUAUAUAGAAUUAGAGAGAGCAUUGCAAACGGAAGUUGAGAAUGCGCAGUCGCAGCUGGGAGAAGUCGAAAGAAAGCAAAUAAUGCUAGAAAAGAAUACGGAUCUGGUUCUUACUGUCACGCAUGGGCAAAUCGAGGCCGAACUUGCACCAUUCCAGGAAUUUAACGAGCGAGUGAUCUUGAUACAACCGAAGCAUAUUCAAAACAUGAAUUUGCAGCUGCAGAACGGGUGCCGGAAAAAAAUGAAAGUCUUGGAACAAGUUGUUAAAUUUCGGGAAGCUAUACUGCUGCUUCAGUGGGAAAGAGAAGUGCAAAUGGAGAAGAUUGUGGAUUACCAAUACGAAAGGAAUUUUAUAAGCAGUCAAGUUGCUCCGCGAGAGAUUCGCAACAUGGUAGGGAAGGACCUAAACGAGUAUCGCGAUCAAACCUAUCUAAGGUUGAAACAGAAUCUGAGACAGCAAAAAGCGACAUUCAAAAGAAACCUGGACUUACUGGAAUAUAAGUUACAACUGCUGUACAAGAAGUUGGUAGCGCUGGAAAACGAGCGACACAAUGCGGAAGCGACAAUGCGGGGUUUGUCAUGUGAGCUGCAGGAGCGCCAGGCAGUUGCCAAUGACAUCGGUGUGCAAUCUGAUGUCAUCGAAAGCGAGACCAGGCGCAAUUUAAUAUGGCGAAGAUUACGUAUUCAGGCAGCCGUGAAGCAGCAGAAGAAACGAAUGGAAUUUUAUAAGGAAGAGCUCUUUCGUUGGCAGAAAAGAACCUUUCCUGCCAUCUACCAAGACAAACGGAAUCCCUGAACUGGCAGUCGUUUUCGCUCUGUUUGUUUGUAUGGCUGGUGACUUACUGUGUUAUUAAAAGAAAGUUCUCACAAAAAUCAGUUUCGUUUAUUAGUAUUUUUGCGUGCAUUACAGUGAUAAAAUUUUUAAACACAAGCAAAAAGAGUAAAAUUGUGAAAGAA
Messenger RNA from Paramacrobiotus metropolitanus, 5490 nucleotides. RefSeq names its product cilia- and flagella-associated protein 43-like. Gene Ontology annotation, cellular component: axoneme. The transcript is spliced from 10 exons. Bases 494 to 5329 code for a protein of 1611 amino acids. NCBI's taxonomy places the organism in Eukaryota, Metazoa, Tardigrada, Eutardigrada, Parachela, Macrobiotidae. The record is from RefSeq and is a predicted model, not a curated record. Gene Ontology annotation, molecular function: protein binding. Gene Ontology annotation, biological process: cilium assembly.